AACUAUUUUGACAAUUGGAGUCUUUUGUUGGUGGGGAUCGUUUGUUUAUGUUGGAAGCGGCUUGCGACAUUUAUAUAAUAAAAACAUAAAAAAGGAUUUUAUUUGCCAAGAUGCCACGCAAUCCGGACGCCGAAAAGGAUAAUCCCUGCCUAAAGGAACAAGAGCUCUCCUACAAAUGCCUGAACAAGAACAAUUUCAAUCGUGAAGCCUGUGAGGUUUAUUUUGCAAAUUACAAAAAUUGCAAGGAUUUUUGGCACAAAAUACGUUCCGAUCGUCGUUCCAAAGGCAUCGCCCCAUAUUUACCGCCCGUCGAAGAAAGAGAAGCCAUAAAGGCUGAAUAUAUGAAGUCUAAACCAAAACAAUAACGGCGACACAAUUUUUCUUCGAUUUCUAUAAAUUUUGUUAAAUAAUUUAUUGUAAAUAAUAUAUCUUUUUUUUUGUAAUAUUACUGUAAAUUAUGUACAGAA
Molecule: messenger RNA, 467 nt
Organism: Musca domestica (house fly)
Lineage: Eukaryota; Metazoa; Arthropoda; Insecta; Diptera; Muscidae
Product: coiled-coil-helix-coiled-coil-helix domain-containing protein 7
Exons: 3
Coding region: 111-365 (84 amino acids)
Source: RefSeq, a predicted model, not a curated record